CUGGCUCGAGAGCGCGCAGCCCGGGCUCCAUGCCGCCCCCGCGCGCGAGCGCCGCGGGGGGCCAGGGCGGCGGCGGCCCGCCCGCGGCCGCGUGCGAGGGCGAGGGCGGCGACGGGGCCCGGCGGCCCGGGCCCGGCCACGAGCCCCUGGAGGGCGCGGGCGCGGAGGGCGUCGCGGACUUCGAGAGCCUCCUGCGGCUGCUGCGGCAGGAGUGCGUCAGGCUAUGCCGCGAGAACGCCACGCUGCGGGUGAGGGCCGCGCGUUCCGAACAGGACGUGGACGGCGCCGCGGACGCCGUGGACGGCUCCCCGCGCGGCACGGACGGCUUCGGGGGCCGGGAGCCCCCCCCCCUGAAGCUCGGGGCCGGUUGCCAGGAGGCCAGCGUCGCCGAGGAGGUGCAGUCGGCGAGGGCGUCGGUGACCUCCAGCGCUGUCUCCAGGGAGAUUUCCCAGAGGUUCGGCGGCAGCAAGACGCUGAAGGAACGCUUCGGCAUUGACACGGGGACGUCCGAGUCCAACAGGAAGAUGACCGCGGAGCUCAUGCAGAAACACCUGGAGAAGCGGUCACCCAAGAUGACCUACUUUGGAUUCAGGGGCGCGAAACAGUUGAAGGCAAAGUUGAAGUGGGUUCGCAACCACAACUUCGAUUACGCCAUGGCGUCUGUGAUUCUUCUCAACGCGGUCUAUAUGGGAACCCAGACCUGGAUGGUCAUGCGCAGCACCCGGGAUGACCCGAAUAGCGCGGAGAGUGCCAAGAGGAGUUGGUUGAUUGGAGAUGUGGCGUUCGCACUGAUCUUCGUCAGUGAGCUCAUAACCCGGGUUUUCGCAUACCAGGUGAAAUUUUACCGUGGGAGUCAGAGGUGGUGGAAUUUGUUCGAUUGCGUCACAAUUACUGCGACGGUGGUGGCCACCUUUCUUGAUGCGAUUGGUACCGCGCCGAGCUUUUACAUCAACCUCUUCAGGGUUUUGCGACUUGCUCGCCUAGCACGAAGUUUGAAAGUCUCGAAAUCACGGUUAUUUCACAACCUGAAGGUGCUCAGCUAUACCGUGGCUGGAAGUGCUAACGCGUUCAUGUCCGCCAUCACACUCUUGUUCGUAGUCAUUUACGUGUUUGGCUUAAUGUUCAUGCAGGGCUUGCAGUCGUAUAUUGUUAGAGACAACGCCGAUCCACUGGUAAUUCUUCAACUGGAGGCUUUUUUUGGAUCCCCAGCAGACACCUUAUUCACUCUGCUGAACGUUAUCACUGGUGGAGAUUGGGAAGACGUGGCCACUACGUUGAGGGACAUCGAACCCUCUUACCAGUGGUUCUUCUUAGCGUACAUUACGUUCACUGUUCUUUGUAUCUUGAACAUUCUCAACGGAGUGUUCGUUACCGUUGCCAUCGAAUCCGCCCAGACGAACAAGGAGUUGGCUAUCCAGAGUACCCAAUACAAGACUAGGGCUCUCAUAGAACAGAUGGUGGAAUGGUUCAUCGAGGCAGACAAAGACAUGUCAAACAAGGUCUCUCAUGAGGAGCUGCACGAUCUCAUGCGAGACGACAAAGUGCGGGCUUUUCUGCGGGCCAACGGCAUUGAUGUCUCGAGCACUGCCCAGGUAUUCUUUCUUCUGGACCGGGACGGUACUGGGGAGAUCGAGCCUGAAGAAUUUGUUGACAAUUUGAUCUUGCUGCAGGGUGGCGCGAAGGCUCUUGAUUUAGCAUCAUUGCGCGUGGUCUGCGAUGACUUGACUCAGAAGCUUGAUGAUCUGGAUGACAUGAUGCGUAGACAUAUCGUUGGCCUGGGCCCACCUGCUACUCCGUCUCGCCGUCAAGCAAAGAUUCCUGGCGGGCUCGGGUGUGGACUUCGGCUUGGAUGGGAUGGGCCAGAAGACGACCCAACUUCGUCAAGACCAAACAGUUUUGGGCAGCCGAUGUCUGUAAGCAGUAUGUUCUAUCGCCAGGUGACCAGGUGAAAGUCAGUUGAGCUGCAGCGGCUUGCGCGCCCCGGUUCGGCCUCCCCGAGGCUUCCGAAAGUCGUGCACCAGAGGUCACGCUUGCCCAUGGUCGCCAUUACGUGUAACCGCAAAAAAAGUAUUUAAAUCCUUUGUCGCGGCACAGCCGUUGUCGCCUCCCCCUGGCAGUGGCAAGACCGUGCGCACGUAGCCCGCCCUGCUGCUGCCAUCUCGUCGCUUGCCCCCUUCCCCCGCCCUACCCUACCCCCCCGUCCCGCCCCGUCCGUGCGAAUGCUUCUUGUGAUCCUGUGCUCUGAGCGCACAUCGAAUCCGCCGUCUCCAUGCCACAACACGGCGCAGCGACGGUGGUUCAGCCGAUAACGUAGACACUUUUAGUUGGUCUCGCGUUCCAGUUCGGUAGGUAGGGUCCUCCCUGCCGCGGAGGGCGACGCAAUGCUGUGCCUGAGUGGCUGAAUUCGCAUGUGCGUGGGUCAGCCUAGCAGGCUGGACAUGUUUUUCGCUUGACUGGCAUCCUGCCUAACAGGCUGGAUCUGCUUUCGCUUGCACGGCAUCCUUCACACAGGGCGGAGCAUGCCAAGAA
Molecule: messenger RNA, 2529 nt
Organism: Prorocentrum cordatum
Lineage: Eukaryota; Dinophyceae; Prorocentrales; Prorocentraceae
Source: the annotation of a GenBank genome assembly